AUGAUUAAGUGUUUGCCCACAGCAGUGCAGGGCCGGCUCCGCUCCGGCGUGUCCCUCCCGUCGGUGCAGCAGUGCGUGGAGGAGCUGGUCCUGAACAGCUGCGAUGCCGGGGCCACGUGUAUCGGGGUGCGCAUGGACCUGCAGGCUUUUACAGUCCACGUGGUCGAUAACGGCGCUGGCAUGGCCCUGGAUGACAUGGAGCAAGUGGGAAACAGAUACCACACCAGCAAAUGCAGCUCUGUUGCAGACCUGGACAACCUGAGCUGGUAUGGCUUCAGAGGAGAAGCUCUGGCCAGCAUCAUCUCUUUAUCCACACUGGUUGAAAUCUCAUCCCGAACCAGAUUGUCAGUGAAAACACACGUCAAACUGUUCAAAGAUGGAAAGGGGUUGCCUGUGUUUGAGGCUGAGACUUCUCGACCCUCUGCAGGAACCACUGUUAUUAUCUGUAACUUCUUCCACAACAUGCCAGUGCGGAGGAAGAGGGUGGAUGCUGUGCUGGAGGGGGAGAGGAUCAGACAUAGGGUGGAGGCCGUGUCCCUCAUGCACCCCUCUGUGUCCUUCACCCUGAGGAACGACUGCACCGGGGCCAUGAUGGUGCAGCUCUCCAAAGCCAGGGACACGUAUCACAGGUUUGUCCAGAUUCACGGCCUUGCACGGGCAGAGAAACUGGGAGAAAUCAGCUACACGCACAAGCAAUUUGAAGUGGCCGGUCACCUGGGCAAAGAGGGACACUACAACAACAGUUUACAGUUCCUGUAUGUGAAUGACAGACUGCUGCUGAAAACACGUAUACACAAGCUGUUGAACCUUCUCCUGCGCAGACUGAGCUGUUCAAACUUGAAAAGUGACAGUCCGGACGGGCAGUCCGUCAUCAGGAGUCCAAAGCACAAACGAAACAAUGAGCUCUUUGGGGUUUAUGUCAUCAACAUUAAAUGCUCCUACUCGGAGUAUGACAUUUGUCUUGAGCCUGCCAAAACUCUAAUAGAGUUCAAAGAUUGGGAUGGUGUUUUGCUAUGUGUUGAAGAAGCAGUCAAAGCUUUCCUGAGGAGGGAGAAUUUGAUGACUGGGUUUUCUCAGGAUGAUUUAGACUCUGUUUCUCCAAAACUGUUUGGCGCUUGCAUACCAGAUCAAGAAGAGGCUGUGGACAAAGCCGAUCAAGCAACUGUCGGUGCUUCUACACUGGACGCCAGCGUUGGAAUGAAACUGGCAUCUGAAUUUGUUCAUCGUAAAAACACAAAUGAAAGGGUUUGUCUGGAGUCUGAUCUGAUAGAGAGCAAAGUUGAAGCUGGAAAUGUGUUGGAACAGAUGCUGCACAGUGAUUCAGAGCCUGAAACUGUUACUAUAAAUGAUAAAGAGGAGGCAACAUUCAGAGAACCUGUUGAUGGUAUGAAAGUAUCACACAUAACAGAUGAACAAGAUGCAGAAUUAACCAGCGAUAUGUCCAACAGUAAUGUAAAAUCCUUCCACAACCUUGUUCAACCAGUUCAAGCUGAUGCAGGUUAUAAUGAACAACCGGCAAGCCACAGGAAGAUCAGAUUGUCUGAUCCUUUCAUUCACACGAGUCUGCAGAUUCCAAACGUCACCCAAACCAGCUGCCCUGUGUUUCAAGAUCCAGCUGCAAAGUGUGAGAAAAACUCCUUUGCAUCCAAACGUAAAAUCUCGCUGGAAGCAGUCCAAGAGAGAUCCUCACAGAAGGCCUGCAGAGACUUUGAUCCUGGUGUCCCCUCGAAGAUUUCCAGAGCUGUUCCCUGUCAGAAAUUGUCAACAUUCAGGGAGUCUGGAUCUCUGGACAAGUUCCGACGAAUAUAUGUCAAAUCAGAUGAAAAAAAAAUAACACUUCCUCAUUUUGAGAACGAGAAUAUACUUCCUCUUGCAGACGGUUUUGUUUUAAAUCCUUCAAGUUUGGCUGUUCGACAAGAUGAUUCUCAAGUGGGUGAGUUGACAGGAACACAAGAAGAAGAGGUGAAAAAAAGCCUCCUCCAAAACCCACCAUCCCUUUCAACUAUUAAAGCUCAGAAGAGAAGUAAGAUAUCGUUAGCUGCUAAACUUUUCCAUUUAAAACAACAUAGGUCAGAAUAUUCAGAAGCCUCACUGUCUGCACCCAAGAAAACCUCGGAGGAGGAAAUCUGUGAUGCUGCCCAAGAUGAGAACAAAAAUCUGAAUCUUGUGGAUUCUGAGGAUGUUGGGCCGAACUUGGGGUGCAGCACCGAUCCACAGCCCACUGUGAAUGAUGAAGCAACCAUGUCAAGUGACUGGCUUCAUCACUAUGACAUGUCUGUUGGAAAGACUGUUUAUGUGAACAGAAUGACCGGGCUCAGCAGAUACGAGGAGCCGGCCACAGAAGAAACCCAAGUGCACUGCACGUCUGAUGUCACCAAUAUGGCAGUCAGUGUCAUCUCUGAGAUGGGGAUGGAAUACACGUGUUACCCAUUUCAGAUGGACCUAGUCUUGCCUUUCCUGCCUAAAUCCAAGACAGACAGAGUAAUUAGCUCAGGAAUUGAUUUCAGAGAUAGUGCUGGUGAAAGCUCCAACUCAUUGUCUUUAUUAUACUCUAAAUGGAAUAAUCCUGUAUUUGUUCGCCCUCCUGUGGUUGGACUGGAUAUUUCCAGUGGACAAGCUAAUGGAUUGGCCGUAAAGAUCCACAACAUCCUGUUUCCAUACCGCUUUUCUAAGGCCAUGUUUCACACGUUGAAGGUUAUUCAUCAAGUGGAUAAAAAGUUUCUUGCCUGUCUUAUCAACACGAGUGAAGACGAUUCUGCAGAAGACAAAGAAACUGAAGGAAACCUGCUUGUGCUAGUGGACCAGCACGCUGCACAUGAGAGAGUUCGACUUGAAAACUUAGUUGCAGAUUCAUAUGAGGAUGACCCAGAUGUCCUCGGAGAGAAACGUCUGUGUUCAUCAACCAUCGUGCCACCUCUGGAGAUCAGUGUAACGGAGGAGGAGCUAAGGCUGCUCAGGUCUUGUCAGCCACAUUUAAGGAGUUUAGGCCUGGAAGUUACUUUCUCACAAGCAGCAACUCAGCAGGUGUUUGUUGGAAAGGUACCGUUGUGCUUUAUGGAAAAGGAAAGUAAUGAGCUAAGGCGAGGUAGACCAUCUGUUAUCAAGUCUGUCGUUGAGGAGUAUCUUCGAGAGCAGAUUGAGUUACUCCGCUCAGCAGGCAGGGUGAGAGGAACUUUACCUCUCACCGUUUUGAAAGUGCUUGCCUCCCUCGCAUGUCACGGUGCAAUUAAAUUCAACGACACCCUGAGCAGAGAUGAAUGCUCAAGCCUGGUAGCUUCCUUGUCCUCUUGCCAGCUGCCUUUCCAGUGCGCCCACGGCCGUCCUUCCAUCGUUCCGCUGGUAGACAUCCUUCAUUUGGACAAAGACCAGAGGGAGGUCCAGAAACCCAACCUGCAAAAGCUGAGAAGAAUGUAUAAGGCUUGGGAGCUGUAUGGAGAUAAAUAAGUGGGUGUGUGUUUGAUUUUAUACGUGGAGUUAAUAGCCAACAAAAUGAAUUAACUUAUUUUAAAAAAUCCUUAUUUUAAAUUAUAAAAUGGCCUGUGAAAAGCAUAGAAAUUAUAUUUAAAUAAAUCUUAAAAAAAAAAAAGAAAAGCUGGUUGGAGAUUGCAGGUUCGAUCCCCAACUUCCACAUUCCAUACACUGCACUUUACUUGGGUAGUAUACUAAAUGCUAUA
Molecule: messenger RNA, 3674 nt
Organism: Cololabis saira (Pacific saury)
Lineage: Eukaryota; Metazoa; Chordata; Actinopteri; Beloniformes; Belonidae
Gene: mlh3
Product: mutL homolog 3 (E. coli)
Exons: 12
Coding region: 1-3444 (1147 amino acids)
Biological process (GO): mismatch repair
Cellular component (GO): mismatch repair complex
Molecular function (GO): protein binding; mismatched DNA binding; ATP binding
Source: RefSeq, a predicted model, not a curated record